Molecule: messenger RNA, 1548 nt
Organism: Saprolegnia diclina VS20
Lineage: Eukaryota; Oomycota; Saprolegniomycetes; Saprolegniales; Saprolegniaceae
Exons: 1
Biological process (GO): proteolysis
Molecular function (GO): serine-type endopeptidase activity
Source: RefSeq, a predicted model, not a curated record
CAUGAAGGCUGCCAUGAUCACGCUCCUCGCCGCUGCGGCUGUCGCCCAGGCCAAGGUCGCCAGCUCCGUCCUCCGCGACCUCGAGGUCCAGGGCGCCGCUGAUCUCUACAUCACGUUCGACCAUGUUUACCCGGUUCUCCGCGCGCUCCCCGAGUCGAACGACCCGAGCGUUGUCCGUGAGGCCCUCGUCACCCACGCGACGUCGACGCAGACGGAGGCCCUCGCGGUUCUCGCUGGCCUCGACGCCAAGUCGUUCUGGAUCUCCAACUCGGUGGUCGUCAAGGGUGCUUCGGAGGAGGUCGUCAACAAGCUCAAGGCGCUCAAGAACGUCAAGGCCGUCGACCAGCUCCCGAUCGUGACGGUCCCGGAGGUCAUCCGUGGCGAUGCCGACAAGACGGAGGGCGUUAUCCCCAACGAAUGGGGUGUCGUGACCGUCGGUGCGCCGCAGGUGUGGCCCUCGUUCAACGGCAAGAAGGCGGUUGUCGGCUCGAUCGACACGGGCGCCUUCUACACGCACGAGGCCAUCAAGAACAACUGGCGCGAGGAGAAGGGCUGGUUCGACGCCUUUGCCGAGUCGGUCGAGAAGCCUGCCGAUAUUGACGGCCACGGCUCACACACGAUCGGUACCAUGGUCGGUGCCAACGGUAUUGGUGUGGCCCCGGGCGCCAAGUGGAUCUCGUGCCGUGGUCUCAUCAACGGUUCGGGCUCGGCUGAUACGCUCCUCGCCUGCGCCCAGUUCAUGCUCUGCCCCACCGACCCCGAUGGGAAGAACGCCGACUGCACCAAGGCGCCGCAUGUUGUCAACAACUCGUGGGGCGGCUCGAGCAAGAACACCUGGUUUUACCCGGCUGCCCAGGCCUGGAUCAAGGCCGGCAUCAUCCCGGUCUUCUCGAACGGUAACUCGGGCCCUGCUUGCGACACCACCGGCAGCCCGGGCUUCCUCGACAACGUCAUCUCGGUCGGCGCGCUCGGCUCGUGGACGACCGACAGCCCCAACGAUCUCGCCUUCUUCUCGUCGAAGGGCCCCACCAAGUACACGGGCGCUGACGGCAAGCCGCGUGACCUCAUCAAGCCCGACAUUGCCGCUCCCGGCUUCUUCACGCGCUCGGUGGACAUUAGCAAGUUCAACGCCUACACCAAGAUGGCCGGUACGUCGAUGGCCGCGCCCCACGUCGCCGGUGUCGUUGGUCUCCUCAAGAGCGCCAAGGCCGACCUCACCUACGAGGAAGUGUACGCCUACGUCACCAAGUACGCCUACACCAAGACGUUGACGCCCGAGCCUGCCACGUGGGUCGGUAAGGCCAACGCGACGCUCCCGGGUGCGCCCAACUGCGGCGGUGUCUCGGACGCCUCGUUCCCCAACAACCGCUACGGUUUCGGCCGUGUCGAUGUCGCCAACAUGUUUGAGGGCGGCAAGCUCAAGCCGGUCAACCCCAAGCCUGCGUGCUAAAUCGAUUCGUACUUGUCAGCAUAUUAAGUGUAAAUGCAAAUCCUCGUGUUUAAAGCCUAAAACCCCAAACACUACGGUUUUUGUCGUUAUACGGGCCG